AUGUCUAGAGAACUGGAGCUUCACUUGCCAGUGCAGACUGCGUGGCAGAGACGUAAGGCGCUCCUUUGGAACCUGCGACAGAUUAUGGAGGCUUGUAAGACGCCAGAAGAGUCUCAGUCUAGGCGGUUCCUCGUGCAGCUGGACCAGUAUCACCUAGAGAGAGAAGGAGCGUUGCGCUGA
Molecule: messenger RNA, 180 nt
Organism: Colletotrichum gloeosporioides
Lineage: Eukaryota; Fungi; Ascomycota; Sordariomycetes; Glomerellales; Glomerellaceae
Exons: 2
Coding region: 1-180 (59 amino acids)
Source: RefSeq, a predicted model, not a curated record